GACAACAUUUUACAACAACAUAAAACAAACAACAUUACCAACAUUUUACUCUUCCAACUUGGUUUUUGUAGCUAAUGAGAACGGUCAUUUAAAUGUUGGGAAACUUAAAGAAAAAGAAACAUUGUUGUCUAAACAAACAGAGAAAAAGAAUAAGCAGAAAAAUAGAGGAAACGACGAUCCGGAAAAACAUUCCGGAAAAACAUGCGAGAGUGUUGUAGAGACUGUGGGAGAAGAAGAGAACAAAUGUUCGGAUGAAUGUUUUGACAAUGUUCAGAAUUAUAUUGCCCAACAAAUUGCCUUGUUGGAACAAUGCGAAGUUGCGGAGCUUAUAGAACAAGAAAAACAAGUUUUAGAAGAAAAUGAGAGAAGGAAGAGAAAAUUAAAACAAAUGAGAAACAGUAGAAAAUCGCAACAAGUAGACAAUGUUUUUGAUGAACUAGAGAAAGAACAUUGUUCUAAACUUUUUCUUAAAAAGUUUGCUUUUGAUGAAGAAAUAAGGCAGUUUAAGUGGAUUACUGAAGAAGAGGAAGAAGGGGCCGAUGUAAAAGAGGAGGGGAAGACUAUAAUAUUUUUGGAUGGAGGAGAUAAUGAAGAGAUAAUAUUAAAGGAUAACAAUGUUGAUGUGGAGGUGUUGUGUAAAAUUUAUAUAGUUAAAAGCAAAAUCUCUGUCUUAACACCCGUCAGGGAAUUGUAA
Molecule: messenger RNA, 694 nt
Organism: Meloidogyne enterolobii
Lineage: Eukaryota; Metazoa; Nematoda; Chromadorea; Rhabditida; Meloidogynidae
Source: the annotation of a GenBank genome assembly